Spathaspora passalidarum NRRL Y-27907 is the source of this 1581-nucleotide messenger RNA. RefSeq lists its product as uncharacterized. Gene Ontology annotation, cellular component: nuclear membrane; cytoplasm. The transcript has a single exon. Gene Ontology annotation, biological process: protein import into nucleus. The annotation marks the transcript as partial. NCBI's taxonomy places the organism in Eukaryota, Fungi, Ascomycota, Pichiomycetes, Serinales, Debaryomycetaceae. The record is from RefSeq and is a predicted model, not a curated record.
GAAGCUCCAAUUGUAUGGCAACAUUUAGAAGCUCCUUUGUUUUCCAUGAGAGCAAUGGCUAAGGAAGUUCCAUUAAAGGAAAAUACCAUCUUACCAGUUAUAAUGUCCUUCCUUGUGCAAUUACCUGAACAUCCAAAGAUUAGAUACGCUGCUACAUUAGUAUUGGGAAGAUAUUCUGAAUGGACUUCCAAGAAUCCUCAAUUUUUGGAACCACAAUUGAACUACAUUACAAAAGGAUUCGAGGUUAGUAAAGGUACUACAGAUGAUGGUAUUAUAAUUGCUGCUUCAAGAGCAUUAAUGUAUUUCUGUCAAGAUUGUUCGGUGUUAUUGGUGAACUAUUUGGAACAGUUAUAUAUGCUCUAUGGCCAAGUCAAGGAUCAAUUGGAUUUGGAAUCAACUUUUGAAUUAGUUGAUGGGUUGGCUCAUGUGAUUAGCAAGAUCCCCCAAGAAAACAUGUACAAGACUUUGGAAAUGUUUAUUACUCCUACGUUAAAUGUAUUGAUCGAAGAUUCAAAUCACAGUACUCCAAACUUUAAAGUAAUUGCUGAUCAAGUUGAAAUAUUGACUAUAUUUGUUCAAGUAUUGAAAUGUCCUGAUUUUGAUUCACCCAACCCAUAUCCAAUUGCAGAAUUGUUUAUGGAUAAAAUAUACCCAAUCUCAUCUCAAUUGCUCAGUAAGUUCGGCUCUUCAAUUGCAAUUAGUGAAUCUAACUGUAAGUUAAUUAAACUGGCUGUCCAAUCAUUUAGUUUCCAUUUAAACAAGAUCUUAGCUGAUUUAGCUAAUCUCCUUGUCUCGGGGUUUAAAACUACUAAUUUUGGAUGUUAUCUUUGGGUAUCUGGAGUAUUAAUUCGUGAAUUUGGUGAUGAUUAUUAUUCCAACCAAGAAACCAAAGAAUCGAUUCAUCAAUUUGGAUUGCAGCAAUGCUUUAACUUUUUCGAAAUCUUAUCCCUCAAACAAAAUGAAGAACAGUUGAAACAAAUUCCUGAUGUCAUUGAAGAUUUCUUUAGAAUGAUGAAUGAUUUAUUAAUGUUUUACCCAUUCAAGCUCAUUUCAAAUUUUGAAUUAUUAACAUCCACUUUGAACGCUGUCAAUUUGACUUUGACAGUAAUCAAUGAAUUCGAUCCGAUAAUAUCAUGUGUUCAUUUCUUGAUUGAUUUUAUUUCAUGGGGAAUGCCUCAUCCUCCAAUUUCAUUAUUUGACGAUGAAGAUCCUGCACCUUUAAGAGCUGAAGUGCAGAGAUUCUUAAUUUUAAAUAAUAAUGGAUGCGAAUUAUUACGUGUGGUAUUGAACGGAUUAAUAUUUAGAUUCCACAAUGAUGUCCAACAAGAUGUCAAUGAUUUAAUCUUGAAAAUCUUGGUUGUGGCAUCUACAGCUGACCCAAGCACUAGUAAUUUACCAGUGCAAUGGUUACGAGAAGUAGUUACUGGCUUACCUAAUUCCAGUAGCAAAGAAAUUGACCGAUUGAUAAAUACAGUCAGUGCUGCAUUGCCAAAUAAGGAUAAUAGAAAAGUAAGAUCGGCUUUGAGAGAUUUUGUAAGUUGGUAUUCAAGAAAGAAUGUCACGCCAAGAUCAGAAUUUUAG